AUGAAUAACUCUACAGUGAACUUCACCACAUCUGAAACAUCUACAAACUCCACAACUCAAUCUCUUGGGCUAAUAGACUAUAUGGAAAUCUGCGAGUACAGCAUUAGUUUCAUGGUUGGUAUUCCAACACACUCUUAUGUUAUAUGGCUCAUCAUCACAGGGGCAGCAAGUGGAGUUGCAUCAGAGUUGUUCAACCUCAAUCUGUCUGUCUGCGAGAUUGUUUCCUGUCUGAAUUGUUUGUUUCAUAUUUUAAAACUGUUUAUUUCAAGUAUAACAGAAUUACCAAUGUUUUUACUAGGACUAGUCUUUACUGCCCGUCCUCUGUUUCAGUGUCUGAUCUGUGUUGAGCGUUACCUGGCAGUGGUUCAUCCUGUAACCUUUCUGAAGUACAAACCUCUUAGAUAUAGAGUGAUCUGCUGCACUGUGGUCUGGAUAAUCGCUCUUGGAUCCUGUUUGUGCAGCAUGUUUAGUUUCAUCUUAAAUAUCCGUUAUGGUUAUAAAUGGUUUUUCUCGCUGCAGUUCAUUCUCUUGCUCUCCAUUCAGUUGUUUUGUCUUGUGGCUGUUCUCAGAGCUCUGAAGCAGACAGGACCAGGAGAGAGAAUUAGAGAAAGAAAGGAGGAAAACCACAUGAAGAAAAGAGCAUUUCAACUCAUUUUAAUAACUUUUCUUAGCAUGUUUAUCAUACAUGUUCUGUUUAUUAUUACAGGAUUCUAUAGCAUUCUAAUUAAGAAUAUUCAAGAAUUUUGGUUCCUUUCUUUGGUUUGUUAUGUGCUAGAUGGUUUUGUUCAGCCUCUUCUUUAUCUGCACCGUGCUGGAAAACUGUCCUGCCUCUGUACUUUCUAA
This is a messenger RNA of Labeo rohita (rohu), 843 nucleotides long. RefSeq names its product hydroxycarboxylic acid receptor 2-like. The coding region runs from base 1 to 843 and encodes 280 amino acids. Gene Ontology annotation, cellular component: membrane. The transcript has a single exon. Lineage: Eukaryota; Metazoa; Chordata; Actinopteri; Cypriniformes; Cyprinidae. The record is from RefSeq and is a predicted model, not a curated record. Gene Ontology annotation, biological process: positive regulation of Rho protein signal transduction; phospholipase C-activating G protein-coupled receptor signaling pathway. Gene Ontology annotation, molecular function: G protein-coupled receptor activity.